CGUGAAUUUUGCGUAGUAACGUACCCUACUUUCAAUUAGUGGGUCAACAAAGAAACAGCUGUGUGUAAUUAUAUGUACAUGUAUAUUUAUUUACAAUACCGGGGUGGUUUUUUAUUAUUAACAUUUAUAAUAGUAUUGUUUGACAAAUAUUUAUCCCGCCUUUUUAUCAGCUGUACAUUGCACGUUGUGCAGGCUGCACUGUUCAAGUCACAUGGCAUUGUUUACGUUGCUGUGUUGGGGCACGUGACUGCUACGUCACGGUAUUUCCGCAUAGAGAAAGAAGGUAAACACAGACAGGGCAGAAUAUACGUGAGUGUGGUGACGGAUUGGCAGUUUCUCGACAGAAGGUUGCUGAUAGUAGAAGUCGAACUAGUGGACAUUGACACCAUUGUUUUGCCAUCAUUAAGGCGUGAAGGAGACUGUUCACAUUUGUCGGGUAACUAGUAACCAGGAAGUAACAGGAGCCGCGAAAUCAGCGGGACCGGGGAAAGUGGGAAUUCCAGGAACUGGUUCAGAGAGUUUUAAUGUCUAAGAUUUUUCAAGAUGGUGAAAACCUUUCAAGCUUAUUUGCCAAACGAGUGCCACAGAAAGUAUAGCUGUGUUCACUGCCGGGCACACUUAGCCAACCAUGAUGAACUCAUUUCCAAGUCCUUCCAAGGAAGUCAGGGGAGAGCGUAUCUCUUCAAUUCUGUGGUGAAUGUUGGCUGUGGCCCGGCGGAGGAGCGAGUUUUACUCACAGGACUACAUGCUGUGGCAGAUAUCUUCUGUGAAUGCUGCAAAACCACACUGGGGUGGAAAUAUGAACAUGCCUUUGAAUCUAGUCAGAAAUACAAGGAGGGAAAAUUCAUCAUUGAACUUGCACAUAUGAUCAAAGACAAUGGUUGGGCCUGACUGAAAUAAGGCCCGUUACAGACAAGCAAACAGACUAGGCCCUUUGAUGUUGGUGCAGUUAUCACCGUGGCUCUGCAUCAUGUGACCUAGUCUCUCAUUUUGAGAGGAGGCCGGGAGUGAUUGGAAGCCAUGCUGAUAUUGUAGACAGCUUCUCUUUGUGUAAACACUGGAGACAGCCUUGUGUUCAUUCUCAUCCAAUUCACUACUCUCAGGAAAUGUUACAUCAAUAUAUGGACCAAUUCAUGGAAAACACAGAAUCCUCCAUCAAUGAAUUUCCAGCAUUGCUUUAUCAUACAUUGUCUUCAUCAACUAGAAGCUUUUUUCCUACAGUUUGCGAAAAUUGUAUCCCUCAGCAUUCCAUGAUAAAGACAUUUUGCAGCAGUGGUUUAGAAGAUGGCUGUUCUUCGUUGUACUCGGUUUCCUCUGGUUGACUUUGUGUAAAUCUGGCAUGUCUCUCUCGGCUGUGUGACACUGAGCGGAGACCAUCAUAUGACUUGCGGUUGCAGCAUGCUCAUCCGAGACAGCUCUGUGAGCUGUUGUAGCAUGUGUACAAUAUCUUGUGUGUCGUAGAUCUCACUAUCUCAUUUUAUCUCAGGUAAUGAAAAUUCAGAAGAAGAAAAAUCAAACCAGUUCAAGAAAGGCGUCAACAUUGCAUCCUGGGAGUAAGAAAAAUAUCAGGAUAGAAUUUUUCAAAGUUCUGUCUGUUUAACCAAACUAUCUACAUUUUGCACAUACAUUGUGUGUUUUUCUGCAUUUGAACUUGGCCUCCAUUUAGUAGCGCACAUUGACUCUUUACUAUACCGUUUUCUGUUUAUGUUUUGCCAGGUUUUGCUGUGUUCAGUGUCGGAUUCCCUUGCCUUUGUAAACUCUUCAUGAUUUAUGGCUAUGUAAGGUUAUUUUUUCUCUCUUCUGUAAUUUAAUAUUAAAUUCAAGAGAGAUAAGUAAAUUUAUGAUCUAUAUGUCUUUCAGUUCAGCUUUUGCUUAUAACAAUAUUUUGGUUUUUCAUGUGUAAUUGUGGCUAGGAUAUUAAGCAAGUUUGUUGUUUAGAUUUGCUACUAGCAUGUCUGUUUAAGUGAUGGUGUAUGUGAUGCCUAAUAAUCUCCCAUUGUGUAAAUAUGGGUGUGGUAGUAACACAGGUCCAUUCGUUCACUUGCACAAACCAUUUAAAAACUGAUAAAAAUGGUGAAAAAAAUAUUGAAUUUAAGAUAAUCCAAUGUCUUUCAAAAUGUUAAAUGAUAUGAUUUUAACAGAAAUGUUUUGUGUAAUAGGCCUAUUCUCCAUUGAGCAUACUCUUUAACCAUUCUAGCUAUUUGUAUAACGUUUGAUAAAGAGUGUCUCAGGCACUCAAUUAAGUGUGCCGUUAAUCCGAAAUUCCUCUGAUUCUUACCGCCACUUUUAUCUUGUGAUAUGUGCGCAUGUCACAAUACGAAAGCGAAUGUAAGAGUUGGAGGAAUUUCGAGUGCCGUAUGAUUCUGGCACAGGCCUUCCCAACAGUAAAACGACUGACCAUUUACAUCUGUAAAUUAAAAGUGAAACAUUUUCAUAACCUAAUGAAUUCACGGCUUAUGGAUUGAAUGGUGUCUACUUUUUCCUGUGAGGAUGCUGUUCCAUAUAAUAUUCACAAGUAGAUUUGUCAUGUGUAAUUCUGGUCAAUAUAUAUAUUUUGUUAUCUAACUGUUUGACUGUGUUUGAAGUAUUUAAUGUAGUGCUGAGUUUGUAAUUUUGAUGGAAAACCUUGCUUUCAUUUUGUUGUCAUUAUUUUAUAUUGUCACGCCUUGUGGUUGAAAGGCUUCAAUAAAUACUAAAAUAUGA
Ostrea edulis (European flat oyster) is the source of this 2703-nucleotide messenger RNA. RefSeq names its product protein yippee-like 1. Bases 544 to 891 code for a protein of 115 amino acids. The transcript is spliced from 5 exons. Lineage: Eukaryota; Metazoa; Mollusca; Bivalvia; Ostreida; Ostreidae. The record is from RefSeq and is a predicted model, not a curated record.